AUGAAGCUUGUUUAGAUUGGAACCGUCUCAAUGAUCAUGGGCAUUGCUAUGAGUAAUGACUCUAUGGCUACUCACUUUGAUGGAAUUGGGGCACCUUUCGGAGGUUGCGGAGUGCCUGAAUCACUUAUCAACUACCCACACUACUUAGCAUUGAAUGUGUAGGAUACCCCAAAUGAUUACUCAACCUAUUUGCAAAGACCAAUUGCUGACAAAUCAAGAUUGGGUCUCUUUAACAAUGGCUUUAACUGCGGCAGAUUUAUUAGAGUAACUCUAGGUAAAUAUUGCACUGGAGUUAACUCUGGAAUGCCAGGGAAAGAGUUCUGUGAAGGCGGUCAGUGGGUUGGCGAUGAAUUCACAGGUGCUCAACAAGAAUAUAUUGUCACAGACAGCUGCCAAGAUGGAAACAGAUGGUGCAGAGAUGAUAAAUUCCACACAGACUUGAAAACUGAAUCUCUAAACAAUUUCAAACUUAAUGGUAGAACAAUUGAUGUAUCCAACAAAUGGAACAAUAGACAAGUAUCUUGGGAGUUUAUUGAGGGUCCUUAAAUGGAUCUCUAGCUUUAUUGGUCUUAGAACGCUCAGCAAUACUGGCCAGCCAUCAUAAUAGCUGGUGUUAACAAUGCUAUUUCAGAGGUCCUAGAAAAUGUUAAUGGCCAUUGGCAGCCAGCCAAGAUGAAUAGCGAUAUGGGCCAGCAAUACAUUCUCUCAGGAACCACUGGAACAUAUGAGAUCCAAGUGAAAGACAUCAAUGGCAAUGUCUAUCACAACAGAUCAUUCAAGUUUACCUUCCCAGGUGAUUGCCCUAACAAUCACUGCGGCAGUAACCCUGCUUAUCUUGUCAGAUACCUCAAUGGUGAAGAAAAAUUCUUGCAAACUGAAUGA
Stylonychia lemnae is the source of this 882-nucleotide messenger RNA. The record is from the annotation of a GenBank genome assembly. NCBI's taxonomy places the organism in Eukaryota, Ciliophora, Spirotrichea, Sporadotrichida, Oxytrichidae.